This is a messenger RNA of Aricia agestis (brown argus), 1350 nucleotides long. It is a transcript of the gene Stoml2, whose product is annotated as stomatin-like protein 2, mitochondrial. Gene Ontology annotation, cellular component: membrane. The record is from RefSeq and is a predicted model, not a curated record. NCBI's taxonomy places the organism in Eukaryota, Metazoa, Arthropoda, Insecta, Lepidoptera, Lycaenidae. The coding region runs from base 94 to 1308 and encodes 404 amino acids. The transcript is spliced from 8 exons.
GGUGCGGUUUUUCUCUGCAAAAAUAAUGAUUUGUUUUCGUUAAAAUUAAACUAACUAUAUAAUUUUUAGAGCAGAAAAUAUAAGUUAUAAAUAAUGUUUUCCCGAUCAAGGCUAUUUUUAUCGAAGACUUCCAUAGUAAAGAAUGCAUUUAAACUUGAACAUCAAAACGAUGGUCGUUUACUUUACGGAAUUACCGCUGGAGCUACAAGAAAUCGAUCUACAACACCUAUAAAUACAAUUAUUAUGUUUGUUCCCCAGCAAGAGGCAUGGAUUGUUGAGAGGAUGGGUAAAUUCCAUAGACUACUGGAACCAGGUCUGAAUUUAUUAUGGCCAAUAUUUGACAAGAUUAAAUAUGUUCAAAGUCUCAAAGAAAUUGCCAUUGAUGUACCAAAACAGAGUGCGAUCACAUCAGACAAUGUGACACUCAGUAUUGAUGGUGUUUUGUAUCUGAGGAUUGUGGAUCCUUACUUAGCUUCCUAUGGUGUGGAAGAUCCAGAGUUUGCCAUAACACAACUAGCACAAACUACAAUGAGAUCGGAGUUGGGAAAGAUUUCGUUGGACAAAGUCUUCCGUGAGAGAGAGUCAUUGAAUGUGCAAAUAGUGGAUGUGAUCAACAAAGCCAGUGAGGCGUGGGGUAUUGCGUGCUUGAGAUAUGAAAUACGUGACAUAAAGCUGCCAACUCGGGUGCAUGAAGCUAUGCAGAUGCAGGUAGAAGCGGAGAGGCGGAAGCGAGCGGCCAUUUUGGAGUCCGAGGGUGUCAGAGCGGCCGAUAUCAAUGUUGCAGAGGGAAAGAGACAGGCUCGAAUAUUAGCUUCAGAGGCUGAGAAGCAGGAGCAGAUAAACAAGGCGUCUGGUGAGGCGCAGGCGAUGCUCGCGGUGGCGCAGGCCCGGGCCAAGGGGCUCCAGAUGAUUGCCAGCGCACUGUCCCUGCCUGAAAGUAAGAAUGCGGCGUCCUUGUCAAUCGCGGAGCAGUACAUAGCGGCAUUCAACAAGCUCGCUAGAACUAACAACACCCUCAUACUACCAUCGAACGCUGGCGACGUUCCUAAUUUAGUAGCACAGGCUAUGUCAAUAUAUUCAACGGUAUCAGGUAACAGCAGACAAGUGGCACACGGGGAGCCAAUAGUUCCAGAAAUCAUGUAUGAUGACCCCCUAUACAAACUGAACUUGACAGAAAAAGGCACAACUCUAGCGGGCCAACCCGUGCCAUUAGAAGAAGAUUUAGCAGAAUAUUACUCGGACGAUGAAGAGAGAGAAAGGGCAAAGUCACAGAUGGAUAGAAAGAAACCAACUUUAGAAAAAGAAUAAGUAGUCAUUUUAAUGUUAAUAAAAGAUUUAUUUCUCGCGUAA